Molecule: messenger RNA, 2429 nt
Organism: Galeopterus variegatus (Sunda flying lemur)
Lineage: Eukaryota; Metazoa; Chordata; Mammalia; Dermoptera; Cynocephalidae
Gene: VEGFA
Product: vascular endothelial growth factor A
Biological process (GO): vascular endothelial growth factor receptor signaling pathway; vascular endothelial growth factor signaling pathway; positive regulation of mast cell chemotaxis
Cellular component (GO): membrane
Molecular function (GO): heparin binding; growth factor activity; chemoattractant activity
Source: RefSeq, a predicted model, not a curated record
AUCGGGCCGACGGUUUGGGGAGAUUGCUCUUUUACAACCUCCAAAGCACAUUGGAUUUUGGAAACCAUCAGAGAAAGGAAAGAGGUAGCAAGAGCUCCAGAAAGAAGUCAAGGAAGAGAGAGAGAGACGGGGUCAGAGAGAGCGCGCGGGCGAAAGAGCAGCGAGGACAGGGGCAAAGUGAGUGACCUGCUUUUGGGGGAGACUGGCGGAGCGCGUGAGCCCUCCCCCUCGGGAUCCCGCAUCGGACCAGUCGCGCUGACGGACAGACAGACAGACACCGCCCCCAGCCCCAGCGCCCACCUCCUCCAGGGUCGGCAGCCGACGGUGGACGCGGCGGCGAGCCGCCGGCAGGAGCCGGAGCCCGCGCCCGGAGGCGGGGUGGAGGGGGUCGGGGCUCGCGGCGUUGCACUGAAACUUUUCGUCCAACUUCUGGGCUGUUUUCGCUCCGGAGGAGCCGUGGUCGGCGCCGGGGGAGCCGAGCCGAGCGGAGCCGGGAGAAGUGCAAGCUCGGGCCGGGAGGAGCCGCAGCCGGAGGAGGGGGAGGAGGAAGAAGAGAAGGAAGAGGAGAGGGGGCCGCGGUGGCGACUCGGCGCUCGGAAGUCGGGCUCAUGGACGGGUGAGGCGGCAGUGUGCGCAGACAGUGCUCCAGCCGCGCGCGCGCCCCAGGCCCUGGCCCGGGCCUCCGCUGCGGGAGGAAGAGAAGCCCACCGCGGCGCCGAGGAGAGCGGGCCGCCCCGCAGCCCGAGCCGGAGAGGGAGCGCGAGCCGCGCCGGCCCCGGCCGGGCCUCCGAAACCAUGAACUUUCUGCUCUCUUGGGUGCAUUGGAGCCUUGCCUUGUUGCUCUCCCUCCACCACGCUAAGUGGUCCCAGGCUGCGCCCAUGGCAGAAGGAGGGCAGAAACCCCAUGAAGUGGUGAAAUUCAUGGACGUCUUCCAGCGCAGCUACUGCCGUCCGAUUGAGACCCUGGUAGAAAUCUUCCAGGAAUACCCUGAUGAGGUUGAGUACAUCUUCAGGCCGUCCUGUGUGGCCCUGAUGCGGUGUGGGGGCUGCUGCAAUGAUGAGAACCUGGAGUGUGUGCCCACUGAGGAGUUCAACAUCACCAUGCAGAUUAUGCGGGUCAAACCUCAUCAAGGCCAGCACAUAGGAGAGAUGAGCUUCCUACAGCACAGCAAAUGUGAAUGCAGAUCAAAGAAGGACAGAGCAAGGCAAGAAAAAAAAUCAGUUCGAGGAAAGGGAAAGGGGCAAAAACGAAAGCGCAAGAAAUCCUGGUAUAAAUCCUGGAGCGUUCCCUGUGGGCCUUGCUCAGAGCGGAGAAAGCAUUUGUUUGUACAAGAUCCGCAGACGUGUAAAUGUUCCUGCAAAAACACAGACUCACGUUGCAAGGCGAGGCAGCUUGAGUUAAACGAACGUACUUGCAGAUGCGACAAGCCGAGGCGGUGAGCCGGGCUGGAGGAAGGAGCCUCCCGCAGGGUUUUGGGAACCAGACGUCUCACCAGGAAAGACUGACACAGAAUGACCGAUACAGAACCACACCACCACCACCACACCACCACCACCAUCCACAGAACAAUCCUUAAUCCAGAAACCUGAAAUGAAGGAAGAGGAGACUGCGCAAAGCACUUUGGGUCCGGAGGGCCAGACUCCGGCAGAAGCAUUCCCGGGCGGGUGACCAAGCACGGUCCCUCUUGGAACUGGAUUCGCCAUUUUAUUUUUCUUGCUGCUAAAUCACCGAGCCCGGAAGAUUAGAGAGUUUUAUUUCUGGGAUUCCUGUAGACACGCCCACCCACAUACAUACAUUUAUAUAUAUAUUAUAUAUAUAAAAAAUAAAUAUAUAUAUAUAUUUUAUAUAUAUAAAAUAUAUAUAUGUUCUUUUUUAAAUUAACAUUGAUAAUGUUAUUGGUGUCUUCACUGGAUGUAUUUGACUGCUGUGGACUUGAGUUGGGAGGAGAAUGUCCCUACCCAGAUCCCGACAGGAAAGACAAUGGGGCGAAAGACUCUGGCAUGGUCUUUUUGUCCCUCUUAGGGAGGCCAGGGUCCUCUCCCCUGCCUGGGAACAUGCAAGGCCAGGGCACGGGGGCAAAUUUGGCCCACUUUUGGGAACACCGACAAACCCAGCCCUGGCCUUGAGCCUCUACUCUGAGUCAAAUGGACAGAUGGAUGACUGGUACAGGGCCAAGGACGCUGGCUCCCACCAGGAGUUUGGGGAGCCUCAGGACAUUGCUGUGCUUUGGGGAUUCCCUCUACAUGCUGCACAGGCAUCUUGGCUCUAGGGGCACUGCCUGGAAGAUUCAGAAGCCCGGGCAGCCCUCACCUACUCUCACCUGCUUCCAAGUUGCCCGGGAGGCCACUGACAGAUGUCCCGAUGAAGAGAAAGAGACAUUGGUGGAAGAAACAGCCUGGUGAAAGAGCCUUCUCCGGGCCCCCCCCCC